Messenger RNA from Suricata suricatta (meerkat), 820 nucleotides. RefSeq lists its product as uncharacterized. The coding region runs from base 1 to 660 and encodes 219 amino acids. The transcript is spliced from 6 exons. The record is from RefSeq and is a predicted model, not a curated record. NCBI's taxonomy places the organism in Eukaryota, Metazoa, Chordata, Mammalia, Carnivora, Herpestidae.
AUGGGAAAACAGCCACCAGGCUCCAAAGACCCUCAGACUGUACGUGUUUCUCAGCAGAAACACUGGGCUGCCUACAUCCACGUGGAGCUGAAUUCUGCCAACAACGUGAAUGAGCUUGAAGUGGAUUCCUCCCCAGAGGCUCCAGACACCUCUGACUUUGUAGUUUCCGGAUCAGAAAACCAGCCAAGCCUACUGGAUUGCUGUGGAACUGUCAAGCUCAAGCUCAGGACAUACAGAGGUAAAGGGAACUGGCUAGGAAGACUCCUGUGUGGCUUCCUUUGCAAAAGAGGCGGCUAUGCCAAGCUGGGCUGCCUGGGCCAGGCCAGCACGGUUCCCCUGGUGGGGGGCUGUGGCCCCGGGACGAGUCCCGAGACAGGCUCCUUGAGGGGAGGAGGAAGGCGAGAGCCGUGCUGGAUCUGGGGGCCCAGACUGAGGGCAGCGGCUGGUUCGAAUACUGCGUCCAAAGUCCCAAGGGAGGUGUCCAGCGCAGUUGGACCAGGAAGCCUGGGGCGCACUGGAGAGAAGGGACGAGAGGCGCAGAAACGCGGAGCGGGAAAAGGGCAUCUUAGAUCCCGAGAAAAGAGGCAAAAGGGUAGCUGCGGCCCUGGAGGUGUGACUUUCAGGGACCCAAAGCUGACUGUUUGGCCUGUUACAGACUAAUCCAAUGCUAAGAAAGCCAAGACAUGACCAUAUAGCUACAUACUGAAUCUUUGCCAGCCCAGAACUUGAUUUUUUCAAUAAGUGACAUUUGAGAAAUACAUAGGAUACCUAUGAUUACUGUCGGUUUAUCAAAUGCUGAGGACGAACAUAAUAAAUAUAG